This is a messenger RNA of Aspergillus terreus NIH2624, 804 nucleotides long. RefSeq lists its product as uncharacterized. The transcript has a single exon. Bases 1 to 804 code for a protein of 267 amino acids. The record is from RefSeq and is a predicted model, not a curated record. Lineage: Eukaryota; Fungi; Ascomycota; Eurotiomycetes; Eurotiales; Aspergillaceae.
AUGGAGACCCUCAACUCCCACGCCGGCUACAUGCCGUCCUCCCGGCAGAGCCGCAUGGCCAUCGACUCGCUCCUCAACCCCCCAGACCACCACCACUACGACUCCCCCAGCAAACCCAUGGUGAUCAAGACAGACCGGCACUACGCCCCUCCCCCGCCUCCAUACUCGCCGCUCUACCCGACCAGUCCCAACCGCCCUCACCACCAUCACCACCAUCUCUACUCGCCCUACUCCGACACCAGCAGCUCCCAUCUCCCCUCCUACAGAGACUCUCCCCACCACCAUCACCACCACAGUUCCUUCCUCCCGUACCGGCCGCGCUCCGCCGAGUCUUCGCCCGGGGCCUACUCGCGCGACCGCUACGACUCAGUCAGCAGCAGCUCCAGCAACGCCGCGCCCGCCGCCUCCACCUCCGGCUCCAGCGCGAGCGCCGAGCGCCGCCGCCCGCCGCGCCCCAAGUACGAAGAGGAGGAAAUGUACUUCAUCUGGUACCACCGCGUCGACCUGUGCCAGGAGUGGAAGGAGGUGCGCGAGAGCUUCAACCGCCAGUUCCCCCACCGCCAGCGCCGCGGCUUCCAGGGCAUCCAGUGCAAGUUCUACCGCUUCAUCAAGGAGAAGAAGUGUCCCACCCUGCGCGAGCAGCGCCGUCUGCGCGACGGCGACUUCCUCCGCGACGGCGGCGCCGCUGCCGCCCUCGUCGACUCGGCGAACCCGCGCUUUGGCGUCGUCGAGUGGGCUGGCGUGUGGUACCCGUGGAUGCGCGAGGAUAAAGAGCAGGUGCUGGCCCGGCGCAUCUCGCAUUAG